AUGGCAUUCUCCUUCUUGCCAGAACUACUCAUCUCCAUGUUUGUGCUACUUGUAGUUGUGGUAGGUUCCUACUACAUCAAGUCAAGUAAGAAUCCAUUGCCGGCGGUGGACUGGCCAGUAGCCGGUAUCCUCCCAUCCCUGGUCUACAACCUCCAUAGACUGCAUGACUACAUCGCCUUUGACCUCCUAGCGCCCUCAGGGCACAGCCUAAAGUUUGCCAUUGUGAACAUUCGAUUCUUCAUGACGUGCGAGCCGGCGAAUAUCCAACACAUCUUCACCUCAAACCACGCAAACUAUCCCAAAGGCGAGGAGUUCGCCGACAUCUUCGACGUGAUGAGGGGCUCCAUAUUCACCGUCGACGGCGAGUCGUGUCGCCGGCAGCGGGCGAACUACCAGGGCGUGUUGAGCAGCCCACGGUUGGUUGGCUUGAUGACCAGGUGCUGCCGCGACAAGGUGGAGAAAGGCCUCCUGCCCUUCAUCACCCACAUGGCGAGAACCAAUUCUCCCGUCGACAUGGCUGAUCUGAUGACGAGGCUCGUGUUCGACCUGUAUGCCUCCAUCAUCUUCGGCGUGGAUCCUGCUUGCCUAUCACUCGAAAUGCCACCCGUGCACGUCGCGAACGCGAUGGACACGGUCAUGGAGGUGGGACUCACCCGGCACAUUGUGCCGGCGUUUUGCUGGAAGGUGAUGAGGCGCCUAAACAUCGGCCCGGAGAGGAAGCUCGCCGCUGCGCAAGCGGUGCUUCGCUGUUUCACCACAGACAUGAUCAUGGAGAGGAGGAAGAAUGGCCAUACUAUUGUUGCCCAAGAAGAACCUGUGGACGUCCUGUCGAGCUACAUCAAUGACCCGGACUAUAAUGGUGAUUUGCUCCACCCGACGCUCAUCACCUACAUGAUCGCCGGGAGGGACACCAUCGGCACUACUUUGCCGUGGAUCUUCUACAACCUCGCCAAAAAUCCUCACGUUGUGUCAAGCAUCCGUGACGAGCUGGCACCCAUCAUGUCCCGGAAAGCAGCCAUUGCUAAUGCCAGCGCCGCCAUGAUGAUAUUAGAGCCAGAGGAGGUGAAAGCCUUAGUCUACCUGCAAGCUACCUUGUUGGAGUCACUUAGGUUGUACCCGCCGGUCCCUAUCGAGCGCAAGUCUGUGGUCGCUGCUGAUGUGAUGCCGACUGGCCACGAGGUGUGUGCCCUGGACAUCGUCCUCAUUUCCCUCUACUCCGUGGGAAGAAUGGAGGCUGUGUGGGGGGCGGAUUGCCAAGAGUACAGGCCAGAGAGGUGGCUCUCGCAGGACGGUCGCAAGUUGCGAUUCGUGCCCUCUCACAAGUUUAUGGCAUUUAACUCAGGGCCAAGGCUAUGCCUCGGCAAGGACAUCGCAAUCAUACAGAUCAAGACCAUCGUAGCUGCUGUUGUGUGGAACUUUGAUGUGAAAAUGUUGGAUGAUCGGGCCAUCGAUACCAAGUUGUCAUGCCUUCUACAGAUGAAGGAUGGGCUUAAGCUGAAGCUCAAUAAGCGAGAAAUGUGA
Messenger RNA from Lolium rigidum, 1521 nucleotides. Its product is annotated as noroxomaritidine synthase 2-like. Lineage: Eukaryota; Viridiplantae; Streptophyta; Magnoliopsida; Poales; Poaceae. Bases 1 to 1521 code for a protein of 506 amino acids. The record is from RefSeq and is a predicted model, not a curated record. The transcript has a single exon. Gene Ontology annotation, molecular function: heme binding; oxidoreductase activity, acting on paired donors, with incorporation or reduction of molecular oxygen; iron ion binding.